GGCGGGAAGUGUCCAGCCAUGGACUCCUGUGGGCCUGAAUGCCCCGCAAAACCUCUGCGUGACUUGAUCUUGCGCUGGCUUGGCACGGAGAGCCGCGGCCUAGAAAUGUGUGCGCUCGCCAAAGACUGCGAUGCACUGCUAGCUACCUGCCCCUCCCUCCCGCCCCCUCUCUUGCUCUGCUGCAACGGGGCUGCCGCUCCGCUUGCGGCCCUAGUGUCCGCACUUUCGUCGCUGCUGCGCCGGGAGGUCGCGCCCUCGCUAGCGCGCGCGGGCUUGCGCCAGCAGCCCCGGCAAGUUGUCUCCCCGUACGCUGGGGGAAUCCGGCUGGGGGAUGCCGUCCCGUCGCGCCCCGCCGAGGGGCCCGAGCCCUGUAGCUCCGUCCGCCUGGAGGUGCUGAACCCCGGCCGCCUGGGCUUCCUGGCCCUGGGCACUGAUGUGUUCUUGGAGUGGCGCCUCCACGCUGUCGCCCACGUUUUAUCCGGGAGUGGCGCCGACAUUUGCGUGCUUCCGGGUGCGCGCCUGCCUCCUGGGGCAGUUCUGCCGGCGGGCUUCCCGUUCUCGUGGCUGGGCCCACGAUCGGUCUCUUGGGGCGCGGUCGGUAUUUUUGUGCGCACCGAGAUUGUCUCGCUCCUCCGCCCUCUCCCUGACUUGUCCUCUGACCGCGCUCAGUGGUUUGAGUUCUGGGGUGAUGCUGCUCCCGGCGCGCCGACUCCUGGCCCGAGCUUUGUUUUCUGCGCGUGCUACCCCGCCCCGGGCGGCGAUGUGGCGACGUGGUCGGCUAUUGUUUCCUCCGUCACUGAGGUACGCGCGCGCCACCCGGGUGCGCGCGUCCUGAUCUGUGGCGAUGGUAACGUCCACCUGUCCUACGUCUUGCAGCAUCCUCCUGGCUGUGCUUGCCUCCACUGCCGCCAGUCGGCGCAAGACCGCACCAUCGAGGCUAUGAUCACCGCCGCCGGCUUUGUGGCGUGCAACCCGCCAGUUGCCACGCAUGACUCGGGCACGUGCAUCGACCUGAUCCUCGCCGAGCGCCACUGUCUCAUUCCUGUUACUGUCGCCCAUGCGAGUGGUGUAGAUUCGGACCAUCGGUUGGUCUCGUGUUCGUUCCCGUGCGCCUUCCGCCCCCCGCAGCUGUCAGGGCUGUGUCGCGUGACGUGGCGCACAGAUGGCCAGUGGGACGAUGUGCUGCUCGCCGUGGCGCCUGUCCUGGCGUACCUGGCUGACGCCGUCGAGUCCCUCAUUGCCUGUGAGUGGCUGCGCCCUCCGUGGAGCGGGGGGGGCGCCACUAAGAAGCAGCGCCGCGCUUUAUUGGACGCGGCCGCUUGGGCGCGCGACGUGAUUUACGUGCUGGCUGGGUUCGCGGCGGGGGCGACUAAGGCGUCCGCGGCAGCCCCCGUGCGCCCGAGUAGGCCUCCGCUAGACCCCGACGCGUACGAAUCGCAAGCUGCUUUUAAAAGGGCUGUUGCGCAAGCCGCGUGGGCCGAGCGCCACCUGGCGUUUAAGCGCUUCUCCGACCUCCGCACGGUCUCCCCUGGUUUGGCCGGUGUGGAGGAGAUGCUCGAGGCAUUGCAGACUGACAUGAUGGACCGCGUGCGCAAUGAUUUCCCUUGUAGCCCGGAGGAGCAGCGCGCGCAGGCCUGCGCGGUUUCGGCGAUCCGGUCGGUUGGCGCUGGCCCUGCCUCUCCGGGCCUCGCCCUUUACUCGACCACUGAGGUGGAUGCCGUCUUAGACAGCUUGAAGACCACCUCCUCCGCGCUCCGCGGGUGUUUCGCUUCUGUCCGGUCGGCGGUGCCAGAGGGCCGCAGGGUUACCCUAGCCCUCGCGAACCUUUCCCGGCAGUGCGCCAUUACGAGCACCCUGUGGUCGAGCCGGCAGGUGACUCCCCUGCACAAGUCGGGCCCCCGCGUCGUCCGCUCCACUUUGUGCUUGCGCCCGAUUUCUAUUUCGGCGGUCAUGACGUCUGUCGUGGAUGGCCUGUGGACGUUGCGCAACGCCCCGCUGUUACAGGCGUACUGCGGAGUGGCCCAACAGGGCGGAGUGGGUGACCCCCUCUCUCUCCUCCUGGCUCUUCUCCUUCAUGCCCAACUCCGCUGUGCCCAGGGCCUGCCCACAUAUUGGGCGGUCACGGAUCUUCAGUGGGCGUUUGAUGUUGCCUCCCACCCCGCCAUGCUCCUGAAUGCCUACGAAGCAGGUGUCCGUGGCCAUGAUUGGCUUCUCCUUGACGAUUUUAUGUCGUCCGACAACCAGUACAUUGCGCUUCGCGGCCACAUCUCUUCUUUGUUUUCGCUUGGCGGCGGCACGGCGCAGGGCCGUAGGUUCAGCGUGGGUGUUUUCAACGCGCAGCUCAAGUGGCUGGCGGAGGAGGUGUAUCGCGUGCUGCCUGGGAGCUGUGCUGCUUGGGUUGAGCCCCACCUGCGGCGUUUGUGCUUAGCGCUUCCUGUGCCUGAUUCCCCUGCCGCGUGUGGGCCAGCGCCGCCAGCUGUUGGGGGCGACCUCGAAGCCUUGGCUGUCGAGGUGGCGUCGGCAGCUGCCGCGGAGCAGGCGCCCUUCCCGAGUGCCGUGCGCGCGAUGAUGCGCGGUGCCCUGCGGCUAGCUUCUGAGGCCGACAGGGCCUACUUGAUGGACCGCCUGGGCACGGGCCUUUUGCCCCCACUGCAGUUUGUUGAUGACCUCACGGUUGCCACAUCCUCGCCGGGGGCUCUCCGAGCCAUCGUGUCGCGGGAGCCAUGGUCAGCCUGCUCGCGGUACGCUAGCCGCACCCGGUCCAUGUUUAAUUACAAGACGGGGAAAACCGCGGCCAUGGUGAUCCUUGACAGCCCCCCGCCGGGGGACAUCGGCUGCCCAGUGGUGGAUACUAAGGCCCUGCUGGGGGUGCUCUUUGACUCCCGGCUCUCUUUCCGCCCCCUGCUUCGGGCUACGCUGGCCAAAGGUCAUGAGCUGUUCGAGGCGCUGUUUUUCGCCGGCGGGUCUGGGGGCUUUGGUCUCCCAGUCCUGUGUGCCCAAGUGCCGUCGCGCGUGGAAUCUGCCUUGCUCUACCCCUCCCCGUUCCUCUUCCUGGCCGAGCGGGCGCGUUUUUCACUCGAUCAUUUGCAAGCGUCCUGGGCACGGCGUUUGCUCGGAUGCGCUAUCGGCCCAGAAUUGCCCGGCGCGGUUGUCGUAGCGCAGUGUGGGUGGCAGCUGCGCUUGGGCACUAAGAUGCUUGAGCGUACGGUCCUCGCUCGCGCAAGGCUGCUCCUCCUGCCCGCCGAGCACCCGGGUGCCAGUAUGCUGACAGUGGCCUCGGGCACGAGCUGCUCCACGUGGGCGAGCGCGGAUGCGACCGACUCCUCUGCUGACCUCGUCGCCAGCUUCCUCCGUGGCGACUUGGACGAUGAGGCGCAGGGGAUCAUUGUCAUGUCGGAGGCAGCCAUCGCCGGCGGCAUGGCGCAGUCUGCCUCUAGUGGGCCAGGUCGACGCUGCGCAGCUAGUUUCAAGCCAACGGCGACCAGCCAGGCCAAAAUCCACUUUCGGGCACUGGGUGCUGUCUCCGACGUGGCGCUGAAGACCCUGGCCUGGGCGGGGGCGGUGGGGGAGUUCUCAGUGUCUGUCUCGCUCGACAUGUAG
This is a messenger RNA of Prorocentrum cordatum, 3600 nucleotides long. Lineage: Eukaryota; Dinophyceae; Prorocentrales; Prorocentraceae. The record is from the annotation of a GenBank genome assembly.